UUUUCGUUCUGUGUCUUUAGGUCACGGAUCUUGUUCCUCUGCAAUAGAUCAUGUUAAGCUUCAGGCGGAAUCACAUUCGAUUGGAUUGUUUGAAGUUUCUUCUUUUUUGUGUUUGUAUCGGUUUAAAACGCGAUAGUUAUCAGGAGUAUGGUUUGUUGUGGUUCUCGAGAAAUUUCAGGAAAGUGAGAGUUUUCUAUUUAUGGGUGGUUGUUUUCUUUAUCCCGAAAUUUUUAUUUUUUGGGGGGAUAAUUCGUGAAAGGAAUGUCCUUUCGUACGAAAUUGUAUCCGAUUUUCCAGCUUGUAGAUGUUUUGAAGAUCUCUGGCAAAAGUCGGAGAGCAUAAUGCACUCGUAGCUGAUUCUGGAGAUUGAAUUUGUGGCAUCCAAUGGAUAGAUUGAUCAUGGCAACUGCAACUAUGGCCACAGCAGCUGGAGCAGCUGCUCUUCUAUACUACACGUUGAACCGGAAAUUAAUAGCGGGUCCAUCUGAUGUUGACGAUGAGAAUUCUGAAACUUCUACUACUCGUGCUUCUUUGAGGAUUGACCGUGUUUCGCAUAGACUUAUUCAAGCUCCAGCAACUUGGUUGGAGACAAUUUCUACUCUCUCUGAGACUCUUCGUUUUACUUACUCCGAGACUCUAGGGAAGUGGCCAAUUGGAGAUCUUGCUUUUGGGAUCAAUUUUCUCAUCAAGAGGCAGGGACUUCUACAUGUUGAUCGUGUCUUUGGUGGUGAAGAGAGCAUUGAGCUCAAAGGACCAGAAGUAGCCACUGAACUUAGAUAUUAUUUGCACUUGUUGACGUUGUGCUGGCAUUUCUCCAAGAAGACAUUUCCGUUGUUCUUAGAAGAGACUGGCUUUACAAAGGAAAACGUCCUUAUUCACGAACCCAAAGCUGGGAUAUUGAAGCCAGCUUUUACGGUUCUUGUCGAUCACAAUACAAAAUGUAUUCUAUUGUUGAUCCGUGGAACGCAUAGCAUCAAGGACACAUUGACGGCUGCGACAGGAGGAAUUGUGCCAUUCCAUCAUACCGUUGUAAACGAGAGAGGUGUCAGCAAUCUGGUUUUAGGAUAUGCACAUUGUGGUAUGGUUGCUGCUGCUCGGUGUAUAGCAAAGCUUGCCACCCCUUGCCUUCUCAAGGGUCUUGAGCAAUAUCCAGAUUACAAAAUCAAGAUCGUUGGGCACUCUUUGGGUGGUGGAACGGCUGCUCUUUUGACAUAUAUUUUGCGGGAGCAGAAAAUGCUCUCUACAGCUACCUGUGUUACAUUUGCUCCAGCUGCUUGUAUGACCUGGGAAUUAGCUGACUCUGGGAACGACUUCAUCGUGUCUGUCAUAAAUGGAGCCGAUCUGGUGCCUACAUUUUCUGCUGCAUCAGUAGAUGACUUACGCGCUGAGGUAACAGCAUCUGCUUGGCUAAAUGAUCUGAGAAAUCAAAUUGAACGGACUAGAAUCCUCAGCACUGUUUAUCGCUCAGCGACGGCUUUAGGAUCCCGCCUUCCAUCUAUGGCCUCUGCCAAAGCAAAAGUUGCUGGUGCUGGUGCAAUGCUACGUCCAGUGUCUAGCGGCACACAGGUUGUGAUGAGAAGAGCUCAGAGUAUGCUGACCCGUCCUGCACUAAGCUUAUCUUCUUGGUCAUGUAUCGGACCGCGGCGCAGAGUCCCUGCUACUCAAUCAAACUCGGAACAUCAGUUAGAUUCUUCUGAAGCAAUGUCCCAAGUUAGACCCGAAACCGUAGAUCCUCUUCUUGCCACCACUAGUAGUAAUUCCACAGAUGAAGAAAUCACAGGGAAAUGGAAAUCAGAAGCUGAGUGUUCUGACUACGAUGAAACAUCUGCUGCUUGUCUUGGAGCCACAGAUCUUGACGAGUGCGAGGAUCCAGCGGAAAUCGAAACACGCGAAGAGCGUAUGACUGAAGCCGAGCUAUGGCAGCAGCUGGAGCAUGACCUUUACCACGAUGACUCUUCAGAGCUGCCUGGAGAAGCUGAUGUGGCAAAAGUAAUCAAAGAAGAAGAAGAAGCCGUCAUCGCAGAGGCCGGUGUGGCUCAGCCGGAGAUCCGGACGCCUGAGAUGAAAGAAUCCCACAGAUUUCUCCCGCCGGGUAAAAUUAUGCACAUUGUCACAGUCCGGCAUGAGGCCGUUGAAGCUAACGAAGAAGAAGACGGUUCUGCCCCCGAGAGGCCUGAGACAGUGGAGACAGUGGAGGAGGGUAGAGUAGGAAUCUUUCUGACGCCGAGGUCAUUGUAUAGUAAGGUGAGGUUAUCGCAGAGGAUGAUAAGCGAUCACUUCAUGCCUGUUUACAGACGACAGAUCGAACGGCUAAUACAAGAGCUAACACCGGAAGAACAACCUUAAACCUUCUGUUCGUGUUUUAGUUUCUUUUUGUUUUUUUUUUUGGCGGUAAAAUUUCUAUAUGCAGUUGUAAAUACUAAAUACAUACUUACGUUAUUUACCAAUACCUCCAACUGAGUUUUUUGUAUUCGAAAAUGUUUAUUAUAUUUACAAAAUGUACAAGAAGGCUAUAUUUCGAUGUUUGCUAA
Messenger RNA from Eutrema salsugineum, 2531 nucleotides. RefSeq lists its product as uncharacterized. The transcript is spliced from 8 exons. Lineage: Eukaryota; Viridiplantae; Streptophyta; Magnoliopsida; Brassicales; Brassicaceae. The coding region runs from base 385 to 2346 and encodes 653 amino acids. Gene Ontology annotation, biological process: lipid catabolic process. The record is from RefSeq and is a predicted model, not a curated record.